GCUGUGGCGCGGCGGCGGCGGCAGCGCGAGCGGCCAUGGCCCGCUGGGGCCCCGCUCAGGAGCCCGAGUGGGGGCCCGAGGCCUGGCAGCCGCUCCCGCCGCAGCCCCACGGCCACGGCCCCCUCCCCGGCCACGGGCCCGGCCCCGAGGGGGACAAGGCAGCGGCGGUGGUUCCCGAGAUCUCGCUGUGGACGGUGGUGGCGGCGGUGCAGGCGGUGGAGAGGAAGGUGGAGUCGCAGGCCCUGAGGUUGCUGAGCCUGGAGGGGAGAGCGGAGACGGCCGAGAAGAAGGUGACGGGGCUGGAGAAAGCGGUGCUGGAUUUCGGCAGUCGGCUGGAGCGCAAGUGGGCCGCCCUGGCCGCCCUGGUGCAGGAGAACACGCGGCGGCUGGAGCACGUCGAGCGCCAGCUCCAGCACCGCAGCCGCUGGGCACACAGGCCCGGCCCAGGCGCCGGCGGGGACGAGCCCAAGGUGCCAGCGGCGUGCGAGGAUGAUGCGGCCAGUUUGCCGGAGCAGGAGUGGGGGAGCUUGGACAGCCGGCAGAAGGAGCUCUGCAGGAUCAUGAUGAAGGGGAAUUACGAGGCUGUGGUCUCUCUGGGGCCUGGGGAUGCCAGCUCCAAACCCGCUCUGCUGCCACUGGCCAAUGAUGGGGAGGAUUUGGGUACGAGGACCCAUGGGCUGCCGGAGAAGGGAGCUGUGUUGGGGCACCUCGGUGGCGGUGAGAAGAUUGUGAUCAAGACAGAAGAGCAGCAGCCCCAGGAGGAAGGAUCUGAAAUCCUGGCUCUGCCGCAGGCACCCGCAGUGAGACUGGACAAGGAGGUUCCCCUGAGCCAGGAGCAGCCAGUGCCCUGGGAGAGCCACGCUGGCUUGGACGAGCAGAAGGCAGCAGCAGAGGGCUUAGGGGAGUUUUGCAAACAUGGGACCACCCAGCCUGAAUUUAAGCCCGUGGUGGUGCCGGUGGAAGCUCAUCCUGCCCCGGGCUUGCCCUUCCCAACAGAGCAUGUGCUCGGCGUGGGGACUGACCAGCCGUUCGCCCUGCCCCAGGGAAUGCCGCUGGGAGAAGACACCACUGCAGAGGUGGCCUCGUCACAGCCCAGCUUGGAGGAGCAUCGUCCCUGCGCUGCGGGGGAAGAGCCCCGCGUGCUCCCGCUGGGCUGGAAGAGUGUCCGGCUGAAGCGCAACCUCUUGGCGCGGCAGCAGAGCCAGGCAAGGAAGAGCAAUGGCUCCUUUAUCUGCACAGCCUGUGGGAAGAGCCUGGCCCACCACGCCGCGCUGCUGCGGCACCAGCGCCUGCACACGGGCGAGCGUCCCUUCCAGUGCCCUGCCUGCGGGAAGAGCUUCAAUGAGAAGUCCAACCUCAACAAGCACUACCGCAUCCACACCGGGGAGCGUCCCUAUCGCUGCUCUGCCUGCGGCAAGGGCUUCAUCCAGAAGCACCACCUCCAGAAGCACCAGCGCAUCCAUGGGGUGCAGCUGCGGGGUGGGUGGGCAGGCCGGCCCGCGCGGGCCAGCGCCGCCGGGGAGCGGCUCUACCGCUGCAUCGAGUGCAUGGAGAGCUUCCCCCAGAAAGCAUCGCUGGAGGAGCACCAGCGCCGGCACACCCAGCAGCGGCCCUUCCAGUGCAACGGCUGCAGCAAGAGUUUCCGGCACCGGCAGUCUCUGAAUCACCACCAGAAGGUCCACGCCAUUGCCAGCUCUCCUGCCGUCAGCUUGCCAAACCAUGACCGGGAGCUGGAGACCAGCCCCUGCAAGGCUUUGACCCAGGAUAAUCGGUAGCGUGAGGGCUGGAGAAGGGAAGGGGCAGUUUCUCCAGGCUGUUCCGCAGAAGUGCAGCAGCCUGCGACGAGGGGACACACCAGGCAGCUGGUGUCGCACCGCUGCGGGGCUGUCCGCAGUGCUGUGGGGCUCGCGGCACCACCGCGGCGCACUCUGCACU
Messenger RNA from Harpia harpyja (harpy eagle), 1935 nucleotides. RefSeq names its product zinc finger protein 777-like. NCBI's taxonomy places the organism in Eukaryota, Metazoa, Chordata, Aves, Accipitriformes, Accipitridae. Gene Ontology annotation, molecular function: DNA-binding transcription repressor activity, RNA polymerase II-specific. The record is from RefSeq and is a predicted model, not a curated record. The coding region runs from base 36 to 1775 and encodes 579 amino acids. The transcript has 5 exons. Gene Ontology annotation, biological process: negative regulation of transcription by RNA polymerase II.